This is a messenger RNA of Impatiens glandulifera, 1020 nucleotides long. RefSeq names its product dehydration-responsive element-binding protein 3. The record is from RefSeq and is a predicted model, not a curated record. Lineage: Eukaryota; Viridiplantae; Streptophyta; Magnoliopsida; Ericales; Balsaminaceae. The transcript has a single exon. The coding region runs from base 69 to 674 and encodes 201 amino acids. Gene Ontology annotation, molecular function: DNA-binding transcription factor activity; DNA binding. Gene Ontology annotation, biological process: regulation of DNA-templated transcription.
ACAUUGAAACAUACUGUCUCUCUGUUUUCACAUUUCAAUCCCAAUUUCUCAAAAUCAAAAACCCACAAAUGAAUUCCACUGCUUCUCCAUCCAAUACCAAUUUCAAGAAGAAAAACAACAACAACAAGAUUAAGAAGAUCGGAGACAUUUCCAACAAUGACCCUGUUUAUCGAGGUGUUCGAAUGAGAAGUUGGGGUAAAUGGGUAUCUGAAAUUCGAGAACCCAAAAAAAAAUCAAGAAUAUGGUUAGGUACUUUUCCUUCGCCGGAGAUGGCGGCGCGUGCACACGACGUCGCCGCCUUAAGCAUUAAAGGACCAUCGGCUGUUCUUAAUUUCCCCGAACUCGCAGGUUCUUUACCCCGACCGGCUUCUCUUUCGCCUCGUGACGUCCAAGCCGCCGCCGCGAAAGCGGCGGCCAUGGACGGCACGACUUCGUAUUCCUCCGAGGAAGAACAGGAAUUGGGUAAGAUUAUUGAGUUGCCGAAUCUUGAAACUAGGUUUGAUUCACCUGAGUUUGUUUAUGAAGUUGAUUCGGUUAAUGGGUUUUUUGAUACGCCGACGUGGAUGGUUAAUGGAGAUGGGUUUGGUUACUUUUCCGAUCAAAUGUAUACGCCGGCGGCGGAGAGUUUUAUGGAAACUGAUUGUUUUGAUUCUUUGUUUUGGGGUUAUCAGUAAUAAUAUUAUUCAGCUCUCUCUUCAUUUUUUUAUGUGAAGGGCUGUUUUUUUUUAUUGUUUUUUCCGGGUGUUUUUAGAUGGAAUCGAAUAUAUUCUCGAUUUCGGAAAUCGGGUUUUAAGCAGAUUCUGAUUGUGAUUUGAUAGUUUGUAAAUUUCUUGGUACAUUGAAUCAUAGAAUCUGAUAGAAAGCUGAUACCUGAUGAAACUGUUCUAUGCCUACAAUCAGUGUGUGAUCGUAUUCAUGUGUAAUGAAUAGUCAGUCUAAUGACUAUCAAUGUAUAGUGUGUUUAUAGGGAAAAACAAAAAAAAAAUGUUGGCAAUAAAUUUGAAGUAAAUAUUUGUGUUA